Molecule: messenger RNA, 1008 nt
Organism: Rhinichthys klamathensis goyatoka
Lineage: Eukaryota; Metazoa; Chordata; Actinopteri; Cypriniformes; Leuciscidae
Exons: 7
Coding region: 1-1008 (335 amino acids)
Source: RefSeq, a predicted model, not a curated record
AUGGCGCGUUUAAUCAACGGCGCCGAGAGACGAUCGAGUAGUGUCCGAAAGUGGUGUUUCUAUUAUGCUGUGUUUUGUGCUCCAGGUGUUCUCAGUAAUAAUAAGUGGAAAGUGAUUUAUCCUCCUCCGAUCUGUGCUGUGAGGGGAUCCAAUGUCACUAUUGCCUGUUCAUUUACAUAUCCACCUGUGGGAGUAGAGCGAGUGCUGUGGUGUUCAAUGAGUUCAAACCAUGAUGUCUGUGAAAAUAUGCCAUAUGUUUAUGACAGUGGUGCCAACAAUAAUCAAAGCAACUUUCAAUACAUUGGAGAUAAAACUUCAAAUUGUUCUCUUUUGAUCAGUAAUAUUACUCAAACACAUUCUGGAGAGUAUAAAUUCAGAUUUAUAACCAAUUCGCCAGACGGAAUUUGGACAGGUGAUCCUGGAGUGGAAAUUUCAGCACACGAUUUAAGGGUGUUAAUGACCAAAUCGAGAGACAAUGGAAGCAUAAUAGUAGGAGACUCUUUGAGUCUGACAUGCACACUCAACUGCUCUAAUUUACAUGAAGUUCAGUGGUUUAAGAAUGAUGAACCGAUGACACAUUCAGACCCCAUCCUCACCUUCAGCAGUGUAACUACUAAAGACUCUGGGAAUUACUCUUGUUCGUUGAGGAACUUUAAAACAACUGUAUCUGAAGAAUUUAGAAUUUACAUUGAAGAUGUUGCCGUGUCCCCAACAGUUCUGAUUAUUGUAGUGUCUUUAAUCUCACUUGGUUUCAUUAUUGCAGCUGUGAUGCUUAUAAGAAGGAAAGCAGAAACUUGUGGCAAACCAAAGGAGGAAGGAGAAGAAAACCAGGCUAAAACCGAAACACCCACAGUCUCCACAAACCUAGAGGAAGCAGAAGAUGUGCUGCAAGAAGAUGAAGUGCAAUAUGCAUCUGUCAACAUUCAACCUAAAGAACGCCUUCAAAUGUCUGCCAACACAGGGCAGCAGAAUGAUUCAGCCAUCUACAGCACCGUAGUGAAUGGUUAA